Messenger RNA from Loa loa (African eye worm), 168 nucleotides. RefSeq names its product tubulin alpha 2. NCBI's taxonomy places the organism in Eukaryota, Metazoa, Nematoda, Chromadorea, Rhabditida, Onchocercidae. Gene Ontology annotation, molecular function: structural constituent of cytoskeleton; GTP binding. The record is from RefSeq and is a predicted model, not a curated record. The annotation marks the transcript as partial. Gene Ontology annotation, cellular component: microtubule; cytoplasm. Gene Ontology annotation, biological process: microtubule cytoskeleton organization; mitotic cell cycle. The transcript has a single exon.
GUAGGCAUCAAUUACCAACCGCCGACAGUUGUACCUGGUGGUGAUUUAGCAAAACUUCAACGAGCUGUUUGUAUGCUAGCCAAUACAACAUCAAUUGCUGAGGCUUGGGCUAGGCUUGACUAUAAAUUUGAUUUAAUGUAUGCAAAGCGAGCCUUUGUUCAUUGGUAA